Helianthus annuus (common sunflower) is the source of this 1201-nucleotide messenger RNA. RefSeq names its product probable pectinesterase 68. Bases 49 to 1080 code for a protein of 343 amino acids. The transcript has 5 exons. Lineage: Eukaryota; Viridiplantae; Streptophyta; Magnoliopsida; Asterales; Asteraceae. Gene Ontology annotation, molecular function: pectinesterase activity. Gene Ontology annotation, biological process: cell wall modification. The record is from RefSeq and is a predicted model, not a curated record.
UAAUAAGUAACUUAUAUAACAACCUCAGCUCAACCUUUCUUUAAUUUAAUGGCUGCCUCCUGCUGCAUUCUGUACUUGCUCUUCCUCUUCCUCUUCUUCUUCACUGCCACAUCAACAAAUUCAACCUCUAAACCUACCCAUAAGUGGAUAGGACCCUGCGGCCACCGCAAUAUCACCGUCGACGUUAACGGCCACGGUGACUACACCACGGUUCAGGCCGCCGUCGACUCCAUUUCGGCCAAUAACCGGAAGAAUAUCCUCAUCCGUAUCUCCGCCGGUACUUACAAAGAAAAGGUGGUGGUUCCGGGAAAUAAACCGUACAUUACAUUUCAAGGGGAGGGAAAGGAGAAGACGGUGAUAGAAUGGCAUGACCGAGCAUGUGACCGUGGGGCGAAUGGGCAGCAGCUGCGUACUUAUCAGACAGCUUCGGUCAUCGUCUACGCUAACUAUUUCUCUGCCCGUAAUAUUAGCUUCAAGAAUACAGCGCCGGCUCCAAUGCCUGGAAUGCAAGGGUGGCAAGCUGCGGCGUUUCGGAUAUCCGGAGACAAAGCGUACUUCUUGGGAUGUGGGUUUUACGGGGCGCAGGAUACUUUAUGCGACGACGCUGGUCGCCAUUAUUUCAAGGAGUGUUAUAUCCAGGGUUCCAUAGACUUCAUCUUCGGCAAUGGUCGUUCCAUGUACAAAAAUUGCGAGCUACAUUCUAUAGCAAAGCGAUUCGGGUCGAUAGCAGCACACGAUAGAAGAACACCAGACGACAAGAGCGGGUUCGCAUUUGUGGGAUGUAGAGUGACCGGUAGCGGACCAGUGUACGUUGGUCGAGCCAUGGGUCAGUACUCACGGAUCGUGUAUUCGUACACCUACUUUGAUGACGUGGUUGCACGUGGUGGAUGGGACGACUGGGACCACGCCAGCAACAAAAGCAAGACUGCAUUUUUUGGUGUGUAUAGAUGUUGGGGCCCAGGGGCUGCAGCAGUCCGUGGAGUGUCGUGGGCCCGAGAGCUAAAUUACGAUUCUGCCCAUAAGUUUCUUGCUAAGAGUUUUGUCAAUGGACGACAUUGGAUUGCCCCUUGUGAUGCUUAGAUUUUAAUUCUUUAUUUUUUAGGUAUAUAAUUAAUUCUUCUUGUUCCAUUUUUAAGAAUUCGUUUGUGUAUACCGUAGGAAUAUUCUUUUUAUGGUUUACAAUUCAAUAUUUUUUUUAGCA